AUGUCUGUCAUCGCCGCCGUCGGCCUCCAGGUGGCCACCUCGGCGCUCGUCACCUACCCCUACGAGGUGACCGAGGUGACGUACAAGGCAAACUACCAGCCCCUCCCCAACUCGCCCGCCGCCCUCUCGGCGCCCGGCAGCGUGCGCCUGACCAGCCUCUACUCGACCUUGAAGCACCACCUCUUGUCGUCGCCCCAGGGCGCAUUCGAGCUGCUGCGCGGCGCCGUCCCUUCAUUCCUCUACUCGGUCGCCUACGUCUCCCUCUUCCCCGCUUACGCCUCCCUCUUCAACGCCGUCCUGCCCACGCCCACCCUCGGUGCACCCACCGGCGUCGUAUGGAGGGACGCUCUGCCGUUUGAGGCCCACCGCGCCCUCGCCACCUCGACCUGGCGCGUCGUCCUCCAGCCCCUCACCUCGCUCCUCUACCGCACCCUCCUUGCCCCCGGCUGCCGCGAGCUGGCACCCAUCUUCCCCUCGGUCUCGGCCCUCUGGAACGCAUCCACCCGCACCACCUCGGCCCACCACGUCGACACCUCGUCUUCGUCGUCGUCGCGCGCCGCCACAGAGGCAAAGCAGCGGGUCAACGAGGCCAGCGACCGCGUCGCCCAGUCUGGCGUCGCAUCCCUCUUCCUCCCCUCGGUCUCGCUCCUCGAAUUCGGUCACGGCAUCCUCUCGGCGGCCGCCAACCUCGUCGUCGCACAGGCCGGCCUCCCCAUCCUCUCCUACGCCGCCCCGCAGCACUUCCCCCCCUCGCCGCGCGGAUUCGGGUUUGACGUCCUCAACGCUGCCCUCUGGGCCCUCGGCGGCGUCGCCCUCCGCCUCUCGGCCAUGGCCUUCAGGACCGUCUCGAUCCGCCUCUCGGUUCAGGACACGGCCACCCCGGCGGCAUCGGACGUGGAGGCCUCAUCUGCCUCGGCCGGCACCGGCGACAAGGGCGCCAGCAAGAUUGUCCUGCGACCCAAGAGGUACACGGGCAUCCCCGACGCCUUUGCCUCGAUCGUCCGCGAGGAAGGUCUCGGCGCCCUCUUUAGGGGCUGGGUCGUGGCCCUCAUGCUCGACGUCGUCGCCGUGUCGUCGACCAUGGCCAUGGCAGCCGCCAGCCUGCCGCAGAUGACCGAGGGUCCCUCGUUCUGA
Messenger RNA from Pseudozyma flocculosa PF-1, 1134 nucleotides. RefSeq lists its product as uncharacterized. Bases 1 to 1134 code for a protein of 377 amino acids. Lineage: Eukaryota; Fungi; Basidiomycota; Ustilaginomycetes; Ustilaginales; Ustilaginaceae. The transcript has a single exon. The record is from RefSeq and is a predicted model, not a curated record.